This is a messenger RNA of Prunus persica (peach), 894 nucleotides long. RefSeq lists its product as uncharacterized. The record is from RefSeq and is a predicted model, not a curated record. Lineage: Eukaryota; Viridiplantae; Streptophyta; Magnoliopsida; Rosales; Rosaceae. Bases 1 to 894 code for a protein of 297 amino acids. The transcript has a single exon.
AUGAAGCAAGCGGCAAUCCACGCCAAGGCCGAAUACUUCAACUCGAAGCCCACGGCUUCGGCACCACGAGAAAACGCCGAAUCAAGUGCUUAUCCGGCAAAGGCGACAUCCUACGGGAGAACCGACACAUACUCGGCGGGCCAUAAGAGAAAGGACAACCCCGCCGAUCGAAGAGAACCCUCGAAGAAAGGGAAAGGGCGGUACGGUCGCAACGACCACCGAGCACCCCUUCCGAAUAAUGACCAAGCCAAUGAAGUCUUCACCCUGUUAAACACUACCUACGAGGCCGUCCUGAUGAACGAACAUGGAAUAAUACCGAAGCCGAAUGCCCGAAGACCAAAUCGGCAAGACAACCGAGAUACCGGUAAAUUCUGCCGAUACCACCAGCACAACAGCCAUAAUACAGAAGACUGUAUAAGCCUGAGGAAAAUUGUUGAGCGAUUGAUCAGAGAAGGGAAGCUGGAUCAGUACAUCGCCCGGCAGCCAACGGCGCCGGUGCCGAAUCCGGUUCUCCAGAUAAACAUGAUAAGCACUAUUAGCAGUGGCCCCACCAUCGCAGGAAUGAGCAACCGAUCGAUAAAGCAAUAUGUGCGAGCCGCACAGUUUCCUCAGGUGUUCGGCAUAGAGCUUAAUCGGCACCAGGAAAUUCUGAAAGUUCGUUGGGAGCUAAUCACAUUCUGCGAGGAGGAGGAAGAAGGCGUCCUCUAUCCCCAUGACGACCCAAUGAUCAUCCGGGCAGAAAUCGCAAACUACGACGUAGGGAGGGUGCUGAUCGAUAUCGGGAGUUCGGUGAACGUGAUUUUUUCCGAAGCUUUCCGAGGGAUGGGAAUAAAGGACUGCCAGGUAAACCGGCAGUUGACACCUUUGUUAAGUUUCUCCGGCGAUUUGGUCUAA